AUGGAGACAACCACAAACUAUCUUUCGCUUCCCGCAAUUGCGGAGUUCAUCACCGCAUACGAGACUAAGCCAACUGCUGAGAAUGCCAAGAUCAUGGUGAGCGGUCUCCUGGCUUACGCCUUCGAUUCAAAUGAUGGCUGGGUCCUCAAGUGGCAAGAGGACGAGGAGAACAACCACUCGAACUGCUUUGUCGUGAGAGCCGUUGGCGAAGACAGGUCCCUGCACACCAUCGUGAAGGUUAUCCUCGACCCGGCUGGUUCAAUCAAGGACAACUGGGAUCAAUCUGUUCCACGCUUGAGCAGUGCCCCGCUGCCCAGUGAGAGAUGCUGGGCAAUCCUCAUCCGUGGCAUCAAAGUCCGACUUUACGAAUACCACCGCGACCAAGAGCCCGACGACCGUCUGGUUCCCUGUGACUUCAAGCUUGCCGACAAGACAAGGCAUGCGGUUCAUAUUCGCAAAAAUGCUGAUGCAAUCAACAAUCUUCUCACCAGCAUCCCUAACCAGGUCCCCCUGCCACUCGAGGAAGGUGAACACGGCAACCCGUCUCUGAAUGACUGUGCCACCGACAUCCCAACUGAGUCGCAGGUUUCCCUGGAUGCUACUCUUGAGAAUGUCUCUACCUCUGGCGCGUACGUGGAGUCAUCCUCUGAGGACCCUCCCACUGAGGCUAGCGAGGAAAGGACCCCCACUAGUGAGGACAAGACGCCUACCGUGGCCGAGCCUGUCGCUGAGAAUGAGGCCGCUACCCAGGCCAGGACAGCAACCAAGGUCGAUACUACUACCUCCCAGCCCAAGUGUACCACCGAGGCCAAGGCUGCAAUUCUAGCCAGGGCCGCAGCUGGGGCCAAGAGUACCCAGGCCAAGACUGGUGCUGGGGUCAAGAAUGGCACUCAAGCCAAAACUGGUAGUCAAGCUAAGGCUGCUCUGCUAGCGAAGGGGGUUGCUGGGAUGAAGAUCACUCCGAAAGUCAAGCCUGCGAAUGUGACUGAGGUUGUAAGACAUACAGACACAGACUAG
Penicillium crustosum is the source of this 1017-nucleotide messenger RNA. RefSeq lists its product as uncharacterized. The transcript has a single exon. Lineage: Eukaryota; Fungi; Ascomycota; Eurotiomycetes; Eurotiales; Aspergillaceae. The record is from RefSeq and is a predicted model, not a curated record. The coding region runs from base 1 to 1017 and encodes 338 amino acids.